AUGUCAAAAUACACUUUCAACACAAACGCCCCGGAGUUCAUUCCAGGCCGGCCCUUUGUCUUGCCGACGUACAGCUCCAAAGCGCCGCAGCCCUCAGGGGCCCCCGAGGGGCCCCCGCAGCCCCAGCCGGGGGGGCCCCCCGUGGGGCCCCCGCAGCAGCAGCCGGGGGGGCCCCCCGCGGGGCCCCCCGAGCCGCAGGCCGCAGGGGCCCCCCUGGGGGCCCCCGAGGCCGCUCAGGUGGGGGAUCUCUGCAAGCGGCUGGAGGCGGCCUCUGUGGCGGAAAGCACUUGGGAAGAUGAAGCUGAGGAGCUCGGAGCGGCCCCUUGCUCGCCCGCUGCAGCCGCGGGCUGCAGCCCCCCGCCGUCCCCCUCCUGCUGCGCCUCCGAAGCAGCAGCAGCAGCAGCAGCAGCAGCAGCAGCAGCAGCAGCAGCAGCAGGAGGAGUCGUGGAGAGCUCGGACUUGGAGGGGGAAGAAGCCCUUCUUCUGGGGGAGGGCCCCCAGGGGGGCCCCCCGGGGGGCCCCCCGGGGGGGCCCCCCGGGAGGGGCCCCCGGCGCGAAGCCGACCCCAGACCCCACUUAAAUGUGGUGUUUAUUGGCCACGUGGAUGCGGGCAAAAGCACCACUUGUGGAAAUGUUUUGUUUUUGAGUGGAGGCGUUGACGCGCGGACUAUAGAGAAGUACGAAAAAGAGGCUAAGGAGAAAAACAGGGACUCGUGGUUUUUGGCCUUCGUCAUGGACACUAAUGAGGAAGAAAGGCAAAAGGCAAUUCUUUUUUUACUAAUUAAAUGA
Messenger RNA from Eimeria necatrix, 789 nucleotides. RefSeq names its product Ef1alpha-like factor, related. NCBI's taxonomy places the organism in Eukaryota, Apicomplexa, Conoidasida, Eucoccidiorida, Eimeriidae. Gene Ontology annotation, cellular component: translation release factor complex. Gene Ontology annotation, biological process: translation. The record is from RefSeq and is a predicted model, not a curated record. Gene Ontology annotation, molecular function: GTP binding; translation release factor activity; GTPase activity. The transcript has 3 exons. The coding region runs from base 1 to 789 and encodes 262 amino acids.